AACAGUAUAGAAGUAAACUCUAACUAUUAGUUGUGUGUGUGAUACCAAAGGGGACUAGACAGGGAUACUCCUUAAUACGAUUCUAGGCUUUAUCUGUUUAUACUGACAAAAGUGUUGUUCCAAAAUCCACAGUCGCAUAUAGAUAGACGAAACUUGCAGCAACGAACUAACAAAUCAAGCAGGACCGUUAGUUGUACUUGUUUCAGUAGUGUCGUGUAGCAUAUUUGUCUAUUUAUAUCUAGCGUCGAGUCAGUCAUUCACUGAAGCUACUAUCGUUCGAUUUCAAAAGCUUUGCGUUGUAUUUAAUUUUUGUGUUGUUCAGUUAUCAAAUCGUUAAAUCUAUAAAAUGGCCACUACUCCAACACCUAUGUCUAACGGAAUUUCACAGAAAGACACCACGUUCACCAAAAUAUUCGUCGGUGGCUUGCCUUACCACACGACCGACGCUUCUUUAAGGGAAUACUUUGAUAAAUUUGGAGAUAUUGAAGAAGCCGUGGUAAUAACAGACAGACAAACUGGCAAAAGCAGGGGCUAUGGAUUCGUAACAAUGUCAGACCGACCAGCAGCAGAACGUGCAUGUAAGGACCCUAACCCUAUAAUAGACGGAAGAAAAGCCAAUGUUAACCUGGCUUACUUAGGUGCUAAACCCAGAGGAAAUUUACAAUCAGCUGCUUUUCCCUUCGCUCUUAAAUCUGGAUUACCGGUUCUACCAAGCCAAUAUGGGUAUCCACAAUACGUUUAUCCAUCAACUUACGUUGCGGCACCAGGUGGAGUUUUAGCGGUUCCCCACUCACCACUCUCACCCACCACUUCUCAGUAUGCCGUAGAUUAUUCAUCAGCAUAUGCCCAACAGUUUGCUGCUAGUGGUUACGAGGCCUAUCCUUACACCUCGGCGGCUGCUAACGGUUACGUCCCAGCUGCCUAUACAUACGCUAUGCCUCAACCAAUCGCAGCAGGAGCCGGACAUUAUUACCAGGCACAGCAGAUUCAAGAACGAAUGCAGUAACCGGCGAAAAGUAGCGAAUGUUUGAAAAUAUGAAAUCUCUUGUCUCGUUGUCAUGGCGACACGGGCGAUUCGUUGUCAUAGUUACACGAAUGAAAAAUAACUUAAUAAUCUUUAAAAAUCCAAUAGUUUGUCCAAUUUAUCUCGUUUGCAUGUGAGAAUGUCAGAAUUUAGAAUGAAUGCACACGAGAAGGAGAGAAUGUUAGUUAUUAAGUCGUUAAUUUAAAAAUGAGUACCAGUUUUAGGUUCGAAAGAUGUCAAUUAUGGAAGAAUUUAUAACUCGAAUUCGAAUACAAGUUCAAAGCUCGUAUGCUGUAAUAAUAUUUUUAUGGUAAUAGUUUUAUUUGUUUAUUUAUUGUGUAUGCAUUUGAAGAAUACAUGAGAGUCCGCCUUUUUUAUUAUUUAGACAUAUUGGACAAACUAGGUUAUAUAGUUAUGUAUUUGUUAAACAUCGACGAUAUAGAAGGUUCGAAACAUCGCGAGCAAAUGUGUUUUUUUUUCAUUUUGAAGAAGAAGCACAAUGCAAAGAAAUAAAUAUUAUACGAACCAUAUUUUGUAAAAUUUGUAAAACUCAAAAAAAGAUAUUGUAAAUACGUUAAAUUUAUGUUGUAUCGCUUAUAUAAAAUGUUACGUCAGCAUUUUCUGUGUAUAACGCAACUGUUAUUGUAUCCACGUUUUGUCUUGUUCCGUCCAAUCAGCUUCAACUUGCCGCCAUUUAGUUAGGUGCGCCAUAUUGUUGCUAUAGUUACCCAUUACGUAAUGUCUCAACGAAACUUGUAAAUAGUGAUAUAUUAUUCUUUCGUCGGUAGAUCAUUUUGUUUAAAUAUUGUUUAUUAAUAUUUAGUAUCACAUUAUUUUAUCACAUAAGAUACGCCAUCAUUGCUUCUGAUAAGUAGUGUAUAGUUGUCGGGAUUUACAUGUUAACCGUGUUUACUGCUGAAAGUUAUCCCCCCUACAUGUAGGCCUAUCUCUGAGGGCGUUGUUUGUUUAAAACUCGGUCCCAAGUGCUAAAUCCAACGACCAUGAGAUAUUUCAAAAUUCUUUCAAUGGCCUUAUUUGAAAUGUUUCAAGACAGCGUAAUUGGGGUCUCGUGUCCCACAGCUGGAUGUUAUUUCAUUAGUUUUUAAAUUUAGGGCGUUCAGUAUGAUUCUUUGUGUAACACGUCAUUAUUAAAGCGCGAACGUAACAUUGUUCAUCUAUAUAUUACUGUAAAUUGCUUCAUAUCUAUAUAUAGUGCCUUGUUAAAACCAAUUUGGAACAGUAUGAUUAUUAUUUCAAAGAAAACAUUUUUUCACCAAGUACAUGGACAAAUGAACAGUAUUUAUUAUUUUAAAAAUGUUAAAUUUAUUAAAUGUUUUGAAAUUGGUUUUGUUUUUGAUAAUGCGAAGGAAAUUAAAUGGAAUAUUUUUAAAUAUCAACGAAACAAAGUCAAUUUUAAUCUUUAAAACUGUAAGCUGUUAUCAAAUGUUGUUUACCAAUGAAAUCCAUCGACUAUAUUACCCCUUAUAAGUUCCUCGUCCGACAAUUGCGGUUUAUUUACUUCCGCUAUAUAUUUGAAUGUUGGUUAAGCUUUGCACUUUCUUCAACAGAUUACGAACCAACUAUCGCCUUAAUUAGUUUCAUUUUCAUUUUGAUUACAUAUAUAUUUUUAUAUUGUUCGUCCUUUUUCUUUGUUGGCUAUUUUUCUUUAUCUUGGCAUUCCAACACUUGUCAGUUUAUCAAUGAAAAUAAAAAGCUUUAAGACCAUUUUACCUGCAAAAUAGGGACUUUGCUACAAUUGUCUCUGACUAACCAGUCUCAAAUGUAUACCGAUUAGAAGUUUUAGAUUUUUAGUAUUUUAAUAAUAUUCACGAAUUAUCAGUAUUUAUUAUGUUACCUCUGACAAUCUAAGCAGUAUUAUUUAGACUUGAAAUUGUUGGUUUUUAGUCUGUUGUAGUUAGUGCCUCGCUUAGGUCGAUUAGAAAAAAUUACUCGGUAAUCUCCACCAGUCCUCUGCGUGUGGUUAUUUUCCAUUCAUUUAUGUAAUGGAUAAUUGCUCCUAACAGAUAUGAUUUGGCUUACUCCUAUAUAUGGAAAAUACCGAAAAUUGCCCAAAAGAACAACAGAUCAAGGCACCCCGGUUGUAACCUUGGAUUUCGAUUGGCUAAUUUAAAGAGAGAACUUUCGCGAAUUUACAAGGGGAUAAGUUGACACUGGCAUAACAUCUAAGUUAUGUCAAAGGUCACAUCCGGCGGAUUACUCAGUGAUUUUAUAGAGACGUUUGUAUAUCUCCGAGGUGUUAGGGAUUAUUUUUGUUGAUAUUUAUUGUCACUUGGCUCAUUUUUCACUCCUUAAUUUAUUUGACAUCAUGGUUGUGGCUUAUUAUAAGACAUUUUUUGUCUAUCAAUUUAUUUAGAUGUAUUUUCAAUCAGGUAUAUUUUCGCGCCAUAUAUUCACAUAUUUUUUUUCAGUUAUUUAAUAUUUAACUUCAUCCAUUUUCACAUGCAUGUAUGAUAUAUAUUAUAUCUGUAAAACAAAGUUCUGACACCUGGAACCCCCAAAACGAAAGCUACAGCACUUCUUACCAUCAUGCUAAAAAUGAUAUUGGGCAACAUAUGCAUAGACUCCGUAGUUUGUAACAAUUCAAGGACUAUUGAAGGAGAUGUUAUGUUUCGAGAAAAAUUUGGUUUGAGCUUUACAGUUUUGGAUCCUCGUGUCAAAUAUUAAGUUUGAUAUACAUAAUUGAUUUAACUUAAUUUAUUUAUUUAUUAUUGAUUAUACCAGAGUGAAAAAUGAGCCCUAAAUUAAUUGUAAUAUUUAUAUGAUUUGUACAUAGUUUUAAUAGGUUAAAAUAUUAAUUAUUAAUUAAUUAUUAUCAUUAUUAUUUAAUUAAUGUAUAUUAACUCAAACGAAGGUUGUUAAAAGUCAAAUAAAUGUUUAAAAUAUGCAAAUACUUUUUUAAAAAUCAAAUUUUGAUCUGGUAAUUUUAAAAACAUAUUUAUUAUUAAAAGGUUAUUAGUAUAUUAGACAUUUUUUGUUUUAUAAACAAUUUCUUUAAAAAUUGUGUUAUUAUUUCUUAUUUUUAACAUUGUAUCUUGUAUUUAAUACCUUGUAUGUAAACAAUGUCACAUUAAGUAUUAUUAUGUUUACACUAUGUCCAACUAUCAUGUUACACUUUAUAUUGUAAAUGCGAAUAAAACACUGCACAUAUAUAAUGUAAUCAUGUGCAUUGUACAUGUAUUAAUUGUAUGGUUAAAAUAAUAAAAAUUUAAACAAUGUUACAACACAUGUCACUAUGUAAACACAUUUAACAAAUCUGCAUAAAAUGUAUACAAGUUAUAUGUAUAUAUAUAUAUAUAUAUUAGUAUAUUUAUAAACUAAAUAAUAUUAAAAUCAAAAUAAGGUAUAAAAGAAUUUGAACGAUUGUUUAUUUAUUAAUAUUAAUUACGAUAUUCACAUGGUCAAUGUUUUUUCUCAUCACUAAUUGAUACUUUGAAACAGUCCCUGAAAAUAUUACCGGGGAAAAACAAAAAAUCGAUAGUGUACAUAGUGUAAACUGGUCCAUAAAUGUAUAACUAUAAAAUUACAAUGAAGUUGCUUGUCAAUUUGAAAAAAAUAAACCCUUAACCUGUUUCUUUAUCCCCGAAAAUACCGCUAGAGUGGAUGAAUAUUCAUCUACCCUUUUAAUAAUUGUAUGUGGUAGUUUAGCAGAAGAAAUGAUUUGCAGUAUAUAAAUAAAUCAACAAAUCAUAAUGACUGGCACAUUCAUGACGUUUUGUUGAUUUAGAAUAGAGAAUAAAUAAUUAUAGCACAUGAUAAAUAGAUAAGAACUUGAACUUGAUCAUGCCACACCCUAAGUAAAACCAUCGUUAUGAUGUCACCAUUCAACCAUUUCUGUACGUGUAUAUAUCUCUUGAAAGAGUUACUUAAAUCAGGAAAGAAUUCCGUUAUGAACAAAUUCAGAGAUUGUUCUAGUAACACUCAGACGUUACAAAACAACAUUUUAGGCGAAAAUUAAUAACUCAAUUAAUAAUUUGUCUGUUAAAUGACACAUGAUUUUAUAUUUUGAAAUAUGGCUUAGAGCUUAAAGCACUGUUAAUCUGUUGAAGCCAAUAAAAUGCUUAAGGCUAAAGGCUUACUUAAAGGGAGAAUAUUCUUAGGCGAGUACACCAUUAUGUAAGAUAACUCUAGAGAGAUAUAUAACAACGGAAAGGUAACUCUUACCAAAGUGCAUAUAUGUUCAUGUUAUUAUAAAGAAAGAUUUUAAUAUGCAUAAUGUUAAUACCCUCUUCAUCUCUCCUUGUAUUUAUAUUAUAUAUACAUAUAUUAUACUACUUCCACAAAAAUUGAUCAAAUAAACAUAUUCAUUAUA
This is a messenger RNA of Patella vulgata (common limpet), 5354 nucleotides long. RefSeq names its product RNA-binding protein 24-A. Gene Ontology annotation, cellular component: cytosol. Lineage: Eukaryota; Metazoa; Mollusca; Gastropoda; Patellidae. The transcript is spliced from 4 exons. Bases 347 to 1006 code for a protein of 219 amino acids. The record is from RefSeq and is a predicted model, not a curated record. Gene Ontology annotation, molecular function: RNA binding.